Messenger RNA from Anastrepha obliqua, 2023 nucleotides. RefSeq names its product protein gustavus (gene gus). The transcript has 4 exons. Gene Ontology annotation, cellular component: SCF ubiquitin ligase complex. NCBI's taxonomy places the organism in Eukaryota, Metazoa, Arthropoda, Insecta, Diptera, Tephritidae. Gene Ontology annotation, biological process: proteasome-mediated ubiquitin-dependent protein catabolic process. The record is from RefSeq and is a predicted model, not a curated record. Gene Ontology annotation, molecular function: protein binding. The coding region runs from base 337 to 1488 and encodes 383 amino acids.
AACUGAGUGGUGAUUGUUUCUCAGGCAGGGUUAUUCUUCAAAGUUUUUACUUGUUUGGGAAUUCAUUUGUCAUAUUAUUUUAAAGUUUUAUUUUUGUGGACAACAAAUGUUUAAGAAAUUGACAAAUAUGUCCAGAAAGUAAUAGUCGUUUGUAAUUAUAGAGAUUUUCAGAUCUUAUACCAGGCGAUUAUGAUUAUAUGGCACAAUAUAUUUCUCGUUUGUGCAACGCGCAAGGCUAUCGUAGCUGGAUCUGAAUGUUUGGGACUGUUUACAUAUAUCGUAUUGAACUGCUGAAGCUUAGGAGUGAUUGAUAUUUUUAAGGUUGGAAAGCAAUAGAUGGAACUCGGAAAGAAAAGAUUUGCCUUUUUUGCUCUUGGAUAUUUUGAACGCUGUUUUAAGGUAGCUGUAGCUGUACUUUUUACUAUUCAAGUGCUUUUCAAAAGAGAAAAUAUACGAUAUAAAGGUGGUCGGAUGCCUGGUGUAAGAACUACAGAUAGACGUCGACUGCAAAAUAUUUCAUCAACUUCAUCAUUAGCACCCCGCGUUGUGCUUUCACGGUUGGAACCAAGAGAAUUUGAACACCUAAAGCUAUCAUAUAAAGUAGCUCUUAUUGACCAAAGAAAAUCCAGAAGCUGCCGUGGUAUGAACAUGGGCCAAAAAAUAAGUGGAGGUGCAAAAUCAGUUAGCCGAAAUGACUCACAGGCGAACUUUAAACCAAUAAUACCACGUGAACUCGCAGCUGACUUCAUAAAGCCCACGCGAUUAGAUAUUUUGUUGGAUAUGCCUCCUGCAAGUAAAGAGGUGCAAUUGAAACAUUCGUGGAAUUCUGAAGAUAGAUCACUAAAUAUAUUCGUAAAAGAAGAUGAUAAACUGACAUUUCAUAGGCAUCCUGUUGCCCAGAGUACGGAUUGCAUACGAGGAAAAACAGGCCUUACAAAAGGCCUACAUAUAUGGGAAAUUUAUUGGCCAACAAGGCAAAGAGGUACCCACGCAGUAGUGGGAGUAGCUACAGCUGAAGCGCCUUUACAUUCAGUCGGCUACCAAAGCUUAGUGGGUUUGUCAGAUCAAAGUUGGGGUUGGGAUUUAGGAAGAAAUAAACUAUAUCAUGAUUCUAAAAACUGUGCUGGAAUAACCUAUCCAGCCAUUCUUAAAAAUGAUGAAGCCUUUUUAGUCCCGGAUAAAUUUUUAGUUGCUUUGGACAUGGACGAAGGUACAUUAAGCUUUAUUGUUGAUCAGCAAUACCUCGGAGUUGCAUUUAAAGGGCUCAAAGGAAAAAAACUUUAUCCCGUCGUUUCUGCUGUUUGGGGCCACUGUGAAAUAACAAUGACAUACAUUGGUGGAUUGGAUCCUGAACCACUACCAUUAAUGGAUUUAUGUAGAAGAACCAUUCGCCAAAAAGUAGGACGUGUACAUUUAGAGGAGCGUAUUCAAGAGCUACAACUCCCUCUAUCUAUGAAGAAAUACCUACUGUACAAAAAUCGAAGAUAAUACCUUAAUAUAAUUACUUAAGAUAUAAUUUACAUUUAAAGUAACUUCAUUGUCAAAUAGUAUCGUUAAAGCUGCUGAUGUUGCCACUAUUACAUGCGUAAGAUCUCCAAAAAUUUGAUCUUUUUACAAUAACAAACGUAUUAAGUGUAAUUAUAGCAUUCUUUACUUUUGACACAAAUCAUAAAUUCAUAUUAAAUAAUAUUUUUAUUAGAUAAGCCUAAAAGUAUCUGGAACAUGCGUUCUCGCUUCACUAUUUAAGGAAGCUUUUAAUAUAGGAUAGAGAAGAGCUGUAGGCAUAAUUAAGAUUGUUUAUUUCAAUUAUAUAAUAAAUUCACCUAAGCAUAUAUUCCUUGCAGUAAAACAAUGAUUGUAAUAAUUUAUAAAAAUAUUUGAAUGGGCAUCAUUAUUUUGCUAUGAACUAUCAGUAAAAGGACAUAUGAUAUUAAAACAUGUAAGCUCUUCAUUAGCGAACUCAUAUGUUUGUUUAAUAAUAUAAUUUGUCAUAUGGUAAUAUAGAGUUUUGCAUAUUUUUCAA